This is a messenger RNA of Hippocampus comes (tiger tail seahorse), 1077 nucleotides long. Its product is annotated as AMP deaminase 2-like. Gene Ontology annotation, molecular function: AMP deaminase activity. Gene Ontology annotation, biological process: AMP metabolic process; IMP salvage. NCBI's taxonomy places the organism in Eukaryota, Metazoa, Chordata, Actinopteri, Syngnathiformes, Syngnathidae. The coding region runs from base 171 to 887 and encodes 238 amino acids. The transcript is spliced from 4 exons. Gene Ontology annotation, cellular component: cytosol. The record is from RefSeq and is a predicted model, not a curated record.
GGCAGUUCAUUCAAUUGUCGACAUUUUAACAUGCCCUUUUGGUUAGUGGUUUGGCGGGUUAGUUGGUUGGUUGCUUUCUUGCUUGGUGAGGUUUCGUUUGCUAGCUAACUCUGCUGUCGUUUCCACUACGGUAGCACCAUCUAGUGGACAUACCAGCAUUGAAUGACUCAAUGUUUCAUCCAAUCGCUGUUCAGUUCAACAUGAGGCAGAAAUCGAUGAAGGUCUCCUUCUUGAUGUGUUUUAUUGCAUUUCUUUUUCAAACUAGGCAGCGAGGCUUCCACAGUCUGGUACUACGUCCUCAUUGUGGCGAGGCAGGUCCCAUCCAUCACCUGGUGUCUGGUUUCAUGUUGUCAGAGAACAUCUCCCACGGGCUGCUGCUUCGGAAGGCUCCUGUGCUUCAAUAUCUGUACUAUUUGGCUCAGAUUGGCAUCGCCAUGUCUCCGCUCAGCAAUAACAGUCUGUUCCUUAGCUAUCAUCGUAAUCCUCUGCCAGAGUACCUCUCCAGAGGCCUCAUGGUCUCCCUGUCCACAGACGAUCCCUUGCAAUUUCACUUCACUAAGGAGCCCCUGAUGGAGGAGUACAGCAUUGCGGCUCAGGUGUGGAAGUUGAGCUCUUGUGACAUGUGUGAGCUGGCCAGAAACAGUGUGCUGAUGAGCGGAUUCUCUCAUAAGGUGAAGAGCUACUGGCUCGGGCCCGACUAUGUCAAAGAAGGCCAAGAGAGCAACGACAUCAGGCGCACUAACGUUCCGGACAUCCGCGUGGCGUAUCGCUACGAGACCAUGUGCGAGGAGCUCAAUUUGAUAACGCAAGCCAUUCGUACGGACGAGAUGGACACCAUUGAGGAGGAAGAGAGUCUGAGCAUGGCUGCCACCCAAGGAAAGCAAUGAACUCUCACCGUAGUUUCCCUGCAUCACAACUUUGGUACACACUUGUGUAAAAAUAAUUUAACGAUUGUGGGAAAUUGAGAAAGGGCACACACUGGGUUGCGUUUAGCCGGUUGUUUAUUUCCAUGAGUUGUUCAUUGUGACGUCUCCAAAUCUUUUUUAGUUAUUUUUAUAUUGUAUGUUGAUGGCCAUA